AUGACGGACGCCGCGUGCGUCGCCAAGACGGAGACGUGGCGGACGUUGGCGGAGCUGGAGGCUUCCGUCGCCGGGUGGUUCGACGGGCCGAUCAAGGAGAUCGCUUUCGAGGACGUCGCCGACGCGCUGGAGCGCGUGGACGCGGCGGCGCUGCGGAUGGGCAAGGCGAACAGGGACGAUCGAGUCGUGUUUCGGAUAACGGACACCGCGAGUGCGUUUAAGACGACGUCGCCGAUCCUUCAAGAGCUGUCGAAUCGGGUGUUACGGGACCGGCACUGGGAGAAGAUUUUCGCGCUCGUCGGGAAAGAGUACGCCGAUCACGCGGCGGCGGCGUCGUUCUCGCUGCGGUGGCUCCUCGGUCUCGGUCUGGACGCCGACGCGAACGCGCACGAGGUUUCCAAAAUCAGCGCGGUCGCGAACAAAGAGCACGCGCUCGAGAAGGCGCUGCGGAAGAUGCGCGACGACUGGGACGGCGUCGCGUUUAAAGUGUUUCCGUACAAAGACACGGGCACGCACGUCGUCGGCGGCGUGGACGACGUGCAGCAGUUACUCGACGACCACCUCGUGAAGACCGCGAGCAUGCGCGCGAGCUCGUUCAUCAAGCCGUUCGAGCUCGUCGCGUCAUCGUGGGAGGAGACGCUGAAGACGUUACAAGAGAUGCUCGACAACUGGCUGUCGUGUCAGAGCGCGUGGCAGUAUCUCGAGCCGAUUUUCAGCAGCGAGGAUAUCAUGAAGCAGAUGCCCGAAGAGGGCUCGAAGUUCAACACCGUGGACCAAAUAUUCCGCGAAAUUCAAGACGCGACGGCGGCGAAACCGCACGCGCUCGACAUCGCGAAGGACAAACAGCGUCUGGACGACCUCGCGGAGGCGAACACGCUCUUGGACGCGAUACAAAAAGGCCUCGCGGCGUACCUCGAAGUAAAACGCGUCGCGUUCCCGCGUUUUUUUUUCCUCUCCAACGACGAGAUGCUCGAGAUCCUCUCCGAGACGAAGGACCCGACGCGCGUGCAGCCGCACUUGCAAAAGUGCUUCGAAGGCAUCCACGAGGUCGAGUUCAAGUCGCGCGGCGGCGGCGGCGGCGGCGGCGCGGGCGGCGACGACCUCCUUCGCGACGGCGCCGCCGCGAGCUCGGUCGACGGCCUGGAGAUCGUGGGCAUGUGCUCCGUGGAAGGCGAGCGCGUGGAAUUCGUCACGAACGUCAGGCCCGCCGCGGCGGGCGCGCAAGUCGAGAAGUGGCUCGUGCGCGUCGAGUUUUCCAUGCUCGAGGCGACCAAGUCGCAGUGCUCGCGCGCGAACGUCGAUUACCCGACGCGCAUUCGGACCGAGUGGGCGACGCGGUGGCCCGGGCAAGCUGUGCUCGUCGUCUCCGCCGCGCACUGGACGCACGCGUGCGCGGACGCGCUUCGAAGGGAGGGCGCGGCGGAGAGAGGCGCGGUGGCGGCGUGCGCGGCCGAGUGCACGAAGCAACUCACGGAGACGGUGGACCUCGUGCGAGGGGAGAUGACGUCGCUGCACCGGAAGACCGUGUCCGCGCUGGUCGUCAUGGACGUGCACGCGCGCGACGUCGUCGCCGGGAUGGCGGCGAAAGGGACGAGCAGCGAGGGUGAUUUCGAGUGGCUGUCGCAGCUGCGAACGUACUUUGAAUCCGACGCCGGCGACGGCGGCGGCGGCGGCGGCGGCGGCGGCGGCGGCGGCGGCGGCGGCGACCCUCCUCCUUCCGAGACCGUCAUCGCGCGGAUGAUGAACGCGUCGAUCGAGUACGGGUUCGAGUACCUCGGGAACUCCUCGCGGCUCGUGAUCACGCCGCUGACGGACCGGUGCUACCGGACGCUGAUGGGCGCGAUCCACCUCAACCUGGGCGGCGCCCCCGAGGGCCCCGCGGGGACGGGCAAGACGGAGACGACGAAGGACCUCGCCAAGGCGCUCGCGCGGCAGUGCGUCGUGUUCAACUGCUCGGACUCGCUGGAUUACCACACGAUGGGGAAGUUCUUCAAAGGGCUCGCGUCCAGCGGCGCGUGGGCGUGCUUCGACGAGUUCAACAGGAUAAACUUGGAGGUGCUCUCCGUCGUGGCGCAGCAAGUGUUGGAGAUACAGAUCGCGGUGAAGAACAGAGUCAAGACGUUCGUGUUCGAAGGCAGCGAGCUUCCGCUGCGACUGAGCUGCAACGUGUUCAUAACGAUGAACCCCGGGUACGCCGGGCGCUCGGAGCUGCCGGAUAACCUCAAGGCGCUGUUUCGCACCGUGGCGAUGAUGGUUCCAGAUUACGCGUUGAUCUCCGAGAUUUUACUCUACUCGGACGGCUACCUCCAGGCGAGAGAUUGCGCCCGGAAGAUCGUCGCGACGUACCGCCUGUGCAGCGAGCAGCUCUCGUCGCAGGACCACUACGACUACGGCAUGCGCGCGGUCAUCGCGGUGUUGCGAGCGGCCGGGAACUUGAAGCGGAAGCACCCGGACGCGGACGAGUUCCAACUCACGCUGCGCAGCAUCGUCGACGUCAACGCGUGUAAGUUUCUCUCGCACGACGUGCCGCUCUUCAACGGCAUCGUCCGCGAUCUGUUCCCGGGCGUGGAGCUGCCGCCGCCAGACCACGGUGCGCUGGACGACGCGCUCAAUCGCGCGUGCGAGGCGAUGAACGCGCAGCCGCAUCCGUACUUUCUUCAGAAGUGCGUCCAGCUUCGCGAGAUGAUCGUCGUUCGACACGGCUUGAUGCUCGUCGGCGAGCCGUUCAGCGGGAAGACGACCGCGCUGCGCGUGCUCGCGGCGUCGCUCACGUCGCUCUCCGAGGCGGACGUCCCGGGCGAGACCCCGGUGACGUGCGUGUUCUUGAACCCGAAGGCGGUGACGAUGGGUCAGCUGUACGGCGAGAGCGACCCGAUCACCGCGGAGUGGCGCGACGGCGUGCUCGCCGUGCAAUUUCGUAAGCUCGCGUCGUCGCGCGCCGACGAGCGCAAGUGGCUCGUCAUGGACGGCCCCGUCGACGCGCUGUGGAUCGAGAACAUGAACACGGUGCUGGACGACAACAAGAAGCUGUGCCUGCCGAACGCGGAGAUCAUCGCGAUGCGCGGCGCGAUGAACAUGAUCUUCGAGGUGUCCGACCUGGCCGUCGCGUCCCCGGCGACGGUGUCUCGGUGCGGGAUGGUCUACCUCGAGCCGUCGCAGCUCGGUUGGCGCCCGGCGCUGAAGUCGUGGCUUCGCACGAUGGACGGUCGCCUCGCGCGGAAGUCGAUCGAGCGCGUCGAGGGCCUGUUCGAGUGGGCGCUUCCGCCGAUGCUCGCGGUCAAGAAGCGCGCGCUCCGCGCGGUGUCCCCCGCGUCGGACGCGAACCUCGCGGCGUCGUGUCGCCGGCUGUUUAAGGCGCGUUCUAUCUCACACUGGUCCCCGUACGACCGCGUCGGCGUGGUGAACGCCGCGCUGCUGGCGGAUCUCACCGGCAUCGGCGCCGCGCGCGAGGACGAGGACGGCGACGACGACGCCGCGGGCGACGUCGACGUCUCGGGCGACGACGACGGCGACGGGAACGGCGACGGCGACGGCGACGCGACCGCGACCGCGACCGCGACGAGAGAGCCGGUCUCAGAGAGGGCGUCGAAGUGGGUCAAGAGAGGGUCGAAAUUCAUCGACAUCGCGCUCGUCGCGCCCGUCAUCGACGCGGUGUUCCUCUUCUCGCUCACGUGGAGCGUCGGCGCGUGCACGGACGCCGCCGGGAGGGUCGUCUUCGACGACGCCCUGCGCGCGCUCGUGCACGGCGAGACCCCCCCUGCUUCGGAGUCGGAGGGAGGAGGAAAGAGAGUGACGCUGCGGUGCGACCUCCCGCCGCCGCUCCUCCGCCGCGACCGCGCGUCCGCCGACGCCGCCGCCGACGACGACGCCGCCGCCGCCGCGACCGGGAGUACCGUGUUCGACUACGUCCUCAAGCGCGCGUCCCCGCGCGACGCGACGAAGUUCGCGUGGAUCCCGUGGACGUCCACGAUCAAACCCGCGGACGAGAUCAUCCCCCCGGGCUCCUCCUUCGGCUCGAUCCUCGUCCCCACCGCGGACGGCGCGCGCUGCGCGUACCUCCUCGACGUCGCGACACGCCGCGCCAAGGCGCGUUCUAUCUCACACUGGUCCCCAUACGACCGCGUCGGCGUGGUGAACGCCGCGCCGCUGCUCCUGUGCGGCCCCACCGGCACCGGGAAGACCGCGUACGUCUCCCGGUACCUCCGCGGUCUCGACAAGGAGACGCACGAGGCGAGCGUGAUCGGGUUCAGCGCGCGCACGUCCGCGAACGCGACGCAGGAGCAGGUGGAUCUGCGGCUGGAUAAGCGGCGGAGAGGCGAGUACGGGCCGCCUCCGGGGAAACGCGCGAUUUUCUUCGUCGACGACUUGAACCUCCCGGCUCGAGACGCGUACGGGUCGCAGCCGCCGAUCGAGCUCUUAAGGCAGUUCGAGGACCACGGCGGGUGGUACGGGCGGGAUAACGCGUUCAGGAGCGUGGUGCAGACGUCUUUCGUCGCCGCCAUGGCGCCCGCGGGCGGGGGACGGCACCCGGUCACGGAGCGCUACCUGCGGCAUUUUUCGCUCCUCGCCGUCGCGGACAUCGCGGGGGGCACGUUGAGAGGGAUCUUCGAGCGCAUCUUGCGGUGGUACCACGAUCAAGGCGGCUUCGACGACGCGAUAAAAAACCUGGUCCCCUCGAUCGUGACCGCGACGUUGUCGAUAUACGAGUCGUGCCUCGCGUCGCUUCUCCCGACGCCGGCCAAGUCGCACUACACGUUCAACCUGCGCGACUUCGCGCGCGUGAUUCAGGGCGUGACGCUGAUGCGACGCGAGUCGAUCCCGACCGCGACCGCGACCGACCAAGGGGGCGAAGACGGCGUCCAGCUGUAUCGCCGACUGUGGGUGCACGAGACGUUCAGGGUGUUCGGCGACCGGCUCGCGGACGACGACGACGUGGCGUGGCUGCUAUCGAGGGUGAAAGACGUCACGCGCGAGGCGUUCGGGGUGCGUUUCGACGACCUCAUGUCGCGCUUGCGCGAGGCGGGCUCGACGACGAUCGACACGGACGACAUGCGACGGUGCGUCUUCGGCGAUUACAUGCGCGGACCGGCGACCGACGACGACGACGACGACGACGGCAGCGGCGACGAGGACGGCUGCGUCGAGGACGACGACGCGAUCGUCGUCGCGUCUUCUCGUCGUCGCCGCGCGUACGCGGAGAUCACGGACGUGGACGCGCUCGUGAAGACCCUGGAGCGGUACCUCGACUCGCACAACGCGGCGUCGACGUCGCCGAUGAACCUCGCGAUGUUUCUGUACACCGCCGAGCACGUGUCGAGGAUCACGCGCGUGUUGGGGCAGCCCGGCGGGUCGUUGCUCCUCGUCGGCGUCGGCGGUUCCGGGAGGCAGUCGCUCACGCGUCUGUCCGCGCACGUGUGCGGUAUGCGACUGGAGCGCGUGGAGAUCUCGAAAACGUACGGCGUCGCGGAGUGGAGGGAAGACUUGAAAAAGAUGCUCCGAGCCUCCGGCGGCGCGGGCGAGCACGUCGUCUUCCUCCUCUCGGACGCGCAGAUAAAGACCGAGGCGUUCGUGGAGGACGUGAACAACCUUCUGAACGCCGGGGAGGUGCCGUGCAUGUUCACCCCGGACGAGCGCGCCGCGUUGAUCGAAACCAUAAGACCCGCGGGGAACGCCGCCGGGUUUGAAUCCCCGCUCGAGCUCUGGGGGUUCUUCACGCGGCGGUGCAAGGACUUCACGCACGUGUGCUUCUGCACGUCCCCGAUCGGGGAAGCGUUCAGGGAGCGUCUGAAGCAGUUCCCGAGCCUCGUGAACUGCUGCACGAUCGACUGGUUUAGGCCGUGGCCCGUGGACGCGCUCGAGGCGGUGGCGAAAAAGUUUGUCGGCGACGUCGACGAUUUGGACGACGACGUCCGACGGUCGCUCGUGCGAGUGUGUAAACAGUUCCACGGCGACGUCGCGGAGGCGUCCGGGAGGUUUUUGCGCGAGGAGGGAAGGCACAACUACGUCACGCCGACGUCGUACUUGGAGCUUCUGACGUCGUUCGACGCGCUCUUACGCGCGAAGCGCGCGGAGAUUUCAAACGCCAAGUCGCGGUACGAGAUUGGGUUACAAAAGAUAGCCUCCGCGUCGACGCAAGUCGCGACGAUGCAAACGGAGCUGAACGCGCUGAAACCGGAGCUCAUCAAGACCGUGGGCGAGGUCGAGAUCUUGAUGACGCAGAUCGCGAAAGAAAAAGUCGAGGUCGUCGAGCCAAAGACGCGAGCCGCCAAGGAGGCGGAAGCCGUCGCCGCCGACGGCGCCGCGAAAGCGAAAGCGGUGAAAGACGAGUGCGAGGGCAUGCUGGAGAAGGCCAUGCCCAUACUCAAUUCCGCGAUCGCGGCGCUGGAUACGUUGAAACCGGCGGACAUCAACUACGUGAAAGGUCUGAAGAACCCCCCGGCCGCGAUCAAGCUCGUCAUGGAGGCCGUCUGCGUCGUGCUCGAGGUGAAACCGAACCGGUCGAAGGACGGCGACAACCGAGAGAUCGUGGACUACUGGAAGCCGUCGUUGGGGCUCCUGAACGACAAGAAUUUCCUCGAGACGCUGAAGAACUACGACAAGGACAACAUCCCGACGAAGGUCAUCGCGCGCAUUCGCGAGAAGUACACCUCGAACGAGGACUUCACCCCCGAGAAGGCCGCGAACGCUUCCGCGGCGGCGGAGGGCUUGUGCAAGUGGGUGUGCGCCAUGGACGAGUACGAGAAAGUAUCGAGGCUCGUCAAGCCGAAGCAAGAAGCGCUCGCGGAGGCGCAGGGCGAGUACGACGUCUUGAUGACCGGUCUGAGAGAGACGCAAGCGGAACUGCGCGAGCUCGUGGACAAGCUCGAGGGCAUGGAGCGCGAGCUGGAGCAAAACACGAAGAAGAAGAACCAACUCUCGGACGACGUCGACCUGUGCACCGUCAAGCUCGAGCGCGCGGAAAAGCUCAUCGCGGGGCUCGGCGGCGAGAACGCUCGGUGGACGAAGGAAGCGACGCGGUUGGGGGAGCGAUACGCGCGCCUCACCGGCGACGUCCUCGUCUGCGCGGGGGUCAUAUCCUACCUCGGCGCGUUCACGGGGACGUAUCGCGACGAGAUGACGUCGCGGUGGGUCGACGCGUGCGCGCGGGAGAACAUCCCGCGGUCGCCGUCCUUCUCGCUCGCGGGCGUGCUCGGGGAUCCGGUGAAGAUACGCGAGUGGCACAUCGCGGGGCUGCCGAACGACUCGUUCAGCGUGGACAACGGGAUCAUCGUCGAUAACGCGCGGCGGUGGCCGCUGAUGAUCGACCCGCGGCAGCAGGCCAACGCGUGGAUCAAGCGGAAAGAACGCGGGAACACGCUGCAGGUCAUCAAGCUCUCGCCGAACGACGGUGGGUACGUCCGGACGUUAGAGAACGCGAUCACGUUCGGGCUGCCCGUGCUUCUUGAGAACGUCGGGGAGGAGCUGGACCCGCUCUUGGAGCCGUUGCUUCUUAAGCAGGUGUUUAAACAAGCCGGGGUGGAGUGCAUGCGCUUGGGCGACGCCGUCGUCGAGUACUCCGCGGAUUUUCGAUUUUACGUCACGUCCAAGUUACGGAACCCGCAUUACUUGCCGGAGACCGCGGUGAAGGUGACGCUUCUGAAUUUCACGCUCACGCCGGAAGGUCUCGGGGACCAGCUCUUGGGCGUCGUCGUCGCGAAAGAGAGGCCGGACCUCGAGACCGCGAAGAACGACCUCGUGAUGCGAUCCGCGGGGAACAAGCGACGGCUAAAAGAAAUCGAGGACAAAAUCCUUCAAGUCUUGUCGUCGUCGCGAGGGAACAUCUUAGAAGACGAGACCGCGAUCAAGGCCAUCUCGGACGCGAAGGCGGUCUCGAACGAGAUCGCGACCGCGCAGACGAUCGCGGACGAGACCGAGCGCGAGAUCGACGCCGCGAGAGGGAGCUACAAACCCGCGGGAGAGUACUCCGCGGUGCUGUUUUUCGCCAUCAGCGAACUCGCCAACGUCGAGCCGAUGUAUCAGUACUCGUUGGGGUGGUUCAUCGGGCUGUUCAUCGCGUCCAUCGCCGCCGCGACCGCUUCCGAGGACGUGCGCACCAGGCUCGAGCACAUCGAGACCCACUUCCUUUUCGCGCUGUACCGGAACGUGUGCCGGUCGCUGUUCGAGAAGGACAAGCUGUUGUUCGCGUUUUCGCUGUGCGUCGAGGUGUUACGCGCGCGAGGGGAGAUCGACGCCGAGGAGUGGAGUUUCUUGCUCACCGGCGGCAUAGGCGGCGGCGCGGGCGAGGAUGCCUGCGGUACCAGCAGCGCGAAACUGAACGACGACGACGUCUCCGAAGAGGACACGUCGUGGAUCACGCAAAAGUGCCGGAGCGAGCUGUCGCGCGUCUCGAAGCUCCCCGCGUUUGAAGGCGUCGCCGCGUCCGUCUCCGACGACCCGAAGGCGUGGCGCGCGGUGUACGACGACGACGCGCCGCACGCGUCGGCGUUCCCGUCGCCGUUCCAGGACGCGCUCACGACGUUCCAGAAGCUUCUCCUCGUGCGCUGCGUUCGCCCGGAUAAGCUCGUCCCCGCGGUCAGGGAUUUCGUGCGGCGGCACCUCGGGGAGAGGUACGCGCAUCCGCCAGCGUUUCGUUUGGAGAGCUGCUACGACGACAGCGCGUCGACGACGCCGCUCGUGUUCGUCCUCUCCCCGGGGUCUGACCCCAUGGCGGGUCUGCUUCAGUUCGCGGACGAGCGCGGGAUGUCCGAUCGCAUCUCCUACAUAUCGCUCGGGCAAGGCCAGGGCCCGAAAGCGGCGGCGAUGAUACGCGAGGGGAAGGAGGCGGGGAGUUGGGUCGUGUUGCAGAACUGCCACCUCGCGCCGUCGUGGAUGCCGGCGUUGGAUACCAUCGUCGAAGAGUUGGUGAGCGACGCGGACGACGCCAGCUGUCGCGCGCACGCGGAUUUCCGGCUGUGGAUGACGGCGUAUCCGUCGAAAGACUUCCCGGUGAACAUCCUUCAAAACUCGGUGAAGAUGACGAACGAGCCCCCGAAAGGCGUCAGGGCGAACAUGCUUCAGACGCUGCGCGCGGAGCCCAUCGGCAACUUGGACUUUUUCGACGGAUGCUCGAAACCGAAGCCGUUCAAAGCGCUCCUGUUCGGUCUGUGCUUCUUCCACGCCGUCGUCCAGGAGCGCAGGAAGUUCGGGCCGUUGGGAUGGAACAUCCCGUACGGGUUCGACGACGGCGACUUGCGCAUUUCCGCGCGGCAACUGCGCGCGUUCGUGGACGAGAACGAUAGCCUCCCCCUAGACGCGUUGCGAUACGCCACGGGCGAGUGCAACUACGGCGGGCGCGUCACGGACGACAAAGACCGCGUGCUUCUGAACGCGCUGUUGUCCAAGUGCUACUGCGAGGACAUCGUGGAGAAACCCCCGGGGGAGUACGCGCUCACGGAGAGCGGUCUGUACGUCCUGCCGUGCGUCUCGCCGUCCAUGGAGACGAUGACGGAGUACGUGCGGUCGUUGCCCGCGCUGCCCUCGCCGGAAGCGUUCGGGAUGCACCCGAACGCGGAUAUCACGAAAGAUAACGCGGACACGGGCGUGAUGCUAUCGUCGCUGCUGUUGAUGACGCGGAGCGGUGGCGGGAAGGGCGGGAAGGGCGAGGGCGGCGGCGGCGGCGGCGCCGGGAAGAGCCAAAAUAACGUCUCCGCGGUCGUUCACGAGUUCCUCGAGUCGCUCCCCGACGACUUCGACGUCGACGCCGCGCGCCGUCGGUGGCCGGCGACGUACGAGCAGUCCAUGAACGCGGUGUUGACCCAAGAGAUGACGCGCUUCAACCGACUCUUGGACGUCAUUCGGAGCUCGUUGACCGCGAUCGCGGCCGCGAUCAAAGGUCAGGCGAUCAUGUCCAGCGACAACGACGCGGCGUGCGAGGCGCUGCGCGUCAACGCCGUGCCAAUCACCUGGCGCCACGUGUCUUACCCGUCGCUGAAGCCCGCGGCGUCGUACCUCGCGGACCUGCGCGCGCGCGUGGAGACGUUCCAGAGAUGGAGCGAGCGCGGCCCGCCCGCGGUGCAUUGGAUGAGCGGCUUCUUCUUCGUGCACUCGUUUCUCACCGCCGCGUUGCAAAAUUUCGCGCGGGCGACGCGCGCGCCGAUCGACGAGGUGUCGUUUCAGUUCGCCCCGCUCGGGAUGGACCCUCACGCGUACGACGACGCCGCGCCGGAGGAGGGCGUGUACGUCCGCGGGCUCUUCUUGGAAGGGUGCGACUGGGACGUCGAGCGGCGCGUUCUCAGGGAGGCGGCGCCGAAGGUUCUCUUCGCGAACGCGCCCGUGUUUUGGCUGCGGCCGCGGCGGCGACGCGCCGGCGCCGACGCGGACGCGGACGCCGACGCGGCCGCCGAGGGAGAGAACGCCGCCGCGGCCAACACGUAUCGGUGCCCGGUGUACCGGACGCAGGAGCGCAGGGGCGAGCUCGCGACGACGGGGCACUCGACGAAUUUCGUGAUGUUCAUGGACGUGCCGUCGGACGCGCCGAGCGAUCAUUGGGUCCUGCGCGGGGCGGCGAUGAUCACGAGUCUCGCGGAGUGA
Messenger RNA from Micromonas pusilla CCMP1545, 10569 nucleotides. It is a transcript of the gene DHC2, whose product is annotated as dynein heavy chain. Gene Ontology annotation, biological process: microtubule-based movement. Gene Ontology annotation, cellular component: dynein complex. Bases 1 to 10569 code for a protein of 3522 amino acids. NCBI's taxonomy places the organism in Eukaryota, Viridiplantae, Chlorophyta, Mamiellophyceae, Mamiellales, Mamiellaceae. The record is from RefSeq and is a predicted model, not a curated record. The transcript is spliced from 5 exons. Gene Ontology annotation, molecular function: minus-end-directed microtubule motor activity; ATP hydrolysis activity; ATP binding.